Messenger RNA from Tachyglossus aculeatus (Australian echidna), 4971 nucleotides. RefSeq names its product OPA1 mitochondrial dynamin like GTPase (gene OPA1). Gene Ontology annotation, cellular component: microtubule; cytoplasm; mitochondrial membrane. The record is from RefSeq and is a predicted model, not a curated record. Bases 1 to 3012 code for a protein of 1003 amino acids. Gene Ontology annotation, biological process: mitochondrial fusion. The transcript is spliced from 30 exons. Gene Ontology annotation, molecular function: microtubule binding; GTPase activity; GTP binding. NCBI's taxonomy places the organism in Eukaryota, Metazoa, Chordata, Mammalia, Monotremata, Tachyglossidae.
AUGGCCUGCCAAACAUUAGCGCACAGCUACGGAUUCAAAGGAAAUAUACCACUGCAAAAACUGCAUCUCGUUUCCCGAAGCCUUCAUCAUCAACGUCAUCCAACUUCAAGGUUUCGGAAGCCUCAAUUAAGGAUAGCAGCUCAACCAUUCUCCUCCCUUCGCCAUCUCCCGUUACGAAAAUCGAAACUCGCCCUGGUGAAUUACGGCUAUCAGCCUCGUAGAAACUUUUGGGUAGCUAGAUUGGCAUCGAGGCUUCUAAAACUUCGUUACCUCGUCCUCGGAUCUGCGGUUGGUGGUGGCUACACAGCCAAAAAGACUUUUGAUCAGUGGAAAGAUAUGGUGCCCGAUCUUAGCGAUUAUAAGUGGAUUAUCCCGGACUUUGUAUGGGAGCUUGAUGAAUACAUUGAUUUUGAGAAACUUAGUAAAUCCAUUCCUGAUUCGGAAGAACUUGCCAAGUUGGUGCCUGACUUUGAAAAGGUCGUGGAAAGCUUUGAUGUUCUGAAGGGCUUUUUCUCAACAGGUCACAAUUUGGUUAGUGAAGUCAUAGGAGCUUCUGAUCUACUUCUGUUGUUAGGUUCAUCAGGAGAAACGGCAUUUAGGGCUACAGAUCCAGGAUCUGAAAAUGACAAGCAAUACCGAAAGGGUCUGCUUGGUGAACUCAUUCUCUUACAACAGCAAAUCCAAGAGCACGAAGAGGAAGCACGCAGAGCUGAUGGCCAAUAUAACUCAGGCUAUUCCCAACAGAAGCGAAAGGUGUCAGACAAAGAGAAAGUAGAUCAGCUUCAAGACGAACUCUUGCGUACCCAGUUGAAAUACCAGAGAAUUCUGGAGCGCCUAGAGAAGGAGAACAAAGAAUUGAGAAAAUUGGUGUUGCAAAGAGAUGACAAAGGCAUCCAUCAUAGAAAGCUGAAGAAAUCCCUAAUUGACAUGUACUCUGAAGUUUUGGAUGUUCUCUCUGACUAUGAUGCCAGUUACAAUACCCAAGAUCAUCUUCCCCGGGUUGUCGUGGUUGGAGAUCAGAGUGCUGGUAAAACUAGUGUACUAGAAAUGAUUGCCCAAGCUCGGAUAUUCCCCCGAGGGUCUGGGGAGAUGAUGACACGUUCUCCUGUCAAGGUGACACUGAGUGAAGGUCCUCAUCACGUGGCCCUUUUUAAAGACAGUAGUCGAGAGUUUGACCUCACCAAAGAGGAAGAUCUUGCAGCACUGAGACGUGAAAUAGAACUCCGAAUGAGGAAAAGCGUCAAAGAAGGUUGCACAGUUAGUACUGAGACAAUAUCUUUAAAUGUAAAAGGCCCUGGAUUGCAGCGAAUGGUCCUGGUGGAUUUACCCGGUGUCAUUAAUACUGUGACAUCAGGUAUGGCUCCUGACACAAAAGAAACCAUUUUCAGCAUCAGCAAAGCUUAUAUGCAAAAUCCUAAUGCCAUCAUUCUAUGUAUUCAAGAUGGAUCUGUUGAUGCAGAACGCAGUAUCGUUACUGACUUGGUCAGUCAGAUGGAUCCUCAUGGCAGGAGGACGAUAUUUGUUUUAACUAAAGUAGACUUAGCAGAAAAAAAUGUAACUAGCCCAAAUAGGAUUCAACAAAUAAUUGAAGGAAAACUCUUCCCAAUGAAAGCUUUAGGCUAUUUUGCAGUUGUCACAGGAAAAGGUAGUAGCAGUGAAAGUAUCGAGUCUAUCAAAGACUAUGAAGAGGAGUUUUUCCAGAAUUCUAAACUCUUAAAGACAUGUAUGCUCAAGGCACACCAAGUGACAACAAAAAAUCUCAGUCUUGCUGUGUCCGACUGCUUUUGGAAAAUGGUGCGAGAAUCAGUGGAACAACAGGCUGAUGCUUUUAAAGCAACCCGUUUUAACCUGGAGACCGAGUGGAAGAACAAUUUUCCCCGUUUACGGGAACUCGAUCGGAAUGAAUUAUUUGAAAAAGCUAAAAAUGAAAUACUUGAUGAAGUUAUCAGUUUAACCCAAGUGACACCAAAGCACUGGGAAGAGAUUCUUCAGCAAAUGUUGUGGGAAAGGGUAUCGACUCACGUUAUCGAAAAUAUCUACCUUCCAGCUGCACAGACGAUGAAUUCGGGGACUUUCAACACAACGGUGGACAUUAAACUUAAGCAAUGGACUGAUAAACAGCUUCCUACUAAGGCCGUGGAGGUUGCUUGGGAGACCCUCCAGGAAGAAUUCUCGCGCUUCAUGACUGAACCAAAAGGGAAAGAGCACGAUGAUAUAUUCGACAAGCUGAAACAAGCCGUUAAAGAAGAAAGUAUUAAGCGUCAUAAGUGGAAUGAAAGAGCGGAGGACAGCUUGAGAGUGAUCCAACACAAUGCUUUAGAAGAUCGGUCGAUAACUGAUAAGCAGCAGUGGGACGCAGCUAUUUAUUUUAUGGAAGAGGCUCUCCGAUGUCGUCUUAAGGACACUGAAUCUGUAAUCGAAAGCAUGGUAGGCCCAGAUUGGAAGAAGAGGUGGUUAUAUUGGGAUUGUCGUACCCAAGAACAGAGUAUUCGCAAUGAAACCAAAAAUGAAUUGGAGAAGAUGCUGAAAUGUAAUGAAGAACAUCCAGCAUAUCUUGCAAGCGAUGAAAUAACAACCGUCAGAAAAAACCUUGAAGCUCGAGGAGUGGCAGUGGAUCCAUGUUUGAUUAAAGAUACGUGGCACCAAGUUUACCGAAGACAUUUCUUGAAAACUGCCCUUAGCCACUGCAAUCUGUGUCGAAGAGGAUUUUAUUACUACCAAAGGCAUUUUGUAGACUCAGAGUUAGAGUGCAAUGAUGUUGUCCUGUUUUGGCGAAUACAACGAAUGCUGGCAAUUACGGCAAACACACUGAGGCAGCAACUUACCAAUACAGAAGUAAGACGAUUAGAGAAGAAUGUAAAAGAAGUCCUGGAGGAUUUUGCUGAAGACUGUGAAAAGAAGGUUAAAUUACUAACUGGGAAAAGAGUCCAGCUGGCUGAAGAUCUUAAAAAAGUUAGAGAAAUACAGGAAAAACUUGAAUGUUUUAUUGAAGCUCUCCAUCAGGAGAAAUAAAUCGUCUAAGCAGAGUCCUUACCAGUAAACACAGUUGCCUGUCUGAACACAUUGAACAAAGAUGACUCCUUAAAAUUCCUUUGGCCUGUCUCCUCCUUCCUGACUUCCCUCCUUUCUAAACACCCUAUGAAGUCGUGGGAGGAAAGUAAUUUCUUGUGUGGGAUGGGAACUUUGAAAUCAAGCUGCAGUUUGAAUUAAAAACAGAGAAAAUGAUAUUAAAACCUUAUUUUUAUUGUGUUUAAAUGAGACUGGGUGAUUAUCUGUGGUGCACCAUUAAGUUCUGUCCUUGAGGAUGAUGCUUUACCUUCUCUUUGCUGUGCCACUGCUUCAUCGAAAUCGUGAAACAGUUUGUCUCAAUACCAGUUUCUUUGCCAGAAAAUAACACUGGGUAUCUGAAAUGAAAAUGUUAUCAUUGUACAUAAAGAUAAUACCCUUCAAGCUAUAUGUUUAUAUCUGCAAUGCUGUAUAUUGAAGUUUGAUUUGAUUAUUAUUCACUUUAAAGUAUCUGUGUGAGAGGGAACUAGCAGGAAAUCAUUGAACAACAUAAAUAUUCAAUUAUCCUAAAAAUGGACUUAAAACGUUGCCACCAGAGUGAAAAUAUGGUUCAGAAAAUAGAUUAGCAAUAUUUUAUUCUUUAAUUUCAUAGUUUCAUCUGGGUCAAUUUUGAAUUUAUUUUAGGUCGCAUCCCCUUGACUGAGGUUUUCUGUUAACAGAACUAUUGCAUAGUAAACAAGAAAUGAAAAGGAUUAAGGGUGGUCAGUUGGCCAUAAUUUGAAUUGGAUAUCCCCAAUAAACAUUUCAAAUAUUUUUUUAAAAAGAUUUCUUUUGCCUAUAAGAAACCAGAAGUGCUUUCCGUAAUUAGAAUAAUGUAGACCAUCCCUUUGUGGUUCCUGACUAUAAAAGUUUAGUGACAUAUAAAUAAUUCAGUGAUGGUCAGCUGAAUCAAUCACGUAGCUUUCCCAAACAGUAUAACUUUGAGCAACUCAUUUAUUUUUAAACAAAGAAAUGGUCCCCUUUUUACUUACAGUAUUUUUCCUUUGUUUCAGUUAUUUCACUCUCUAUGAUUAAACUAUCCCCCGAAUGACAUUCUGAAUGCUUCAACUCAGUUUCCUUGUUCCUGAAUAUUCCAUUUCAAAAAUAUAUGAUUAAAUUAUGCAUUUCUUCCCCAAUACUUUUUUAUAAUAAUACCAUCAAUAACCUUGCAAUUCUCCUUUGAUCUGGAAAGUUUCCGGUGAUUAUCUUAAAAUUAUGAUGGCUCUUACUUGGUAAAAUUUUUAAAGGUCCCAAUUCAUGUCUUGUACUUAAGAGCCCUGUGUGAAUAUUGGUAUUUAGGUCAUCGGGGUUCAAGGAAGUGUCUCAAUUCACUGUUCUAUCGAAUCUAAGAAACAAUGUUAAGAAGAAGGGUGCUUCUUCUACAGUAGUGUUCACUGGCUCUUAUCAGUAAAAGGACAGAUGGUAGGUGUCAUUAAAAUUAAAAUCUUUUAACCAUCCAUAAAGGUGUCUCAUCAGCUGGAAGGUGUAAUGAAUGUCUUGGUGUUUUUAGUGUGAAAAAUCUUCUUUAGGAGAAAAAGGAAACCGGAUUAUAUUAUUUACCACAUAUGAUGGGUCAAGGUAGAUAGUUCUGACAAUUUUGGAAAAAGAGUUUUCGGAAUUGUGAGUUAAGUAAAUGGUACUGUUCAAAGUCAAUGUUGCACUGUGUCUCUUCUAUACAUGUAAAAAGACUCUUGCAUUUAUUUAGAGAGAUUAAUGUUUUAACUUAAAUCCCUGUAUAAAUGUUGCUUGAAGUUCCAUCCAGUAGCCCAGUCAUACUUUUUCCAAAUGAUACCAGUUCUCCUGAGAGUUAUAACUUCCCAUUACUGCUCAUCUCUGAUUUAGCAUGUUAUUUUUGUGGACAGCUAGGUAUUUAUUGAAUGCAGAUGUAAUUGAAGGACAAAUAAAUUCAGAGUUUGAACACUUCAA